UGUAGCGGUAACGGUCAAUCCAUUUUGAUCCAUCUCUUCCUCAUUCUCUUUUCCUGUCUCUUCUUCUCUCGCGCGUGCUCCGUGAUCGCGUGAAUUUUCGAGAGCCGCACGAGAGAUGCAUCGAAUUGCAAUUUUUCUCGUUUCAUCGGCUUUGUCGCAUCGUUGAUUCUUACGCUCGGUAUCCCGGCGCUUUACGUGCGCAUUGUAAAUUUGCGAGAUCGCGCAUUGUCUACGAUCGUUUUCGCGGGUACCGGCUUUCGUUGAGAUCACGCGACGGCUCCUCCAUGGAGCUCGCUGGCAACCACGUGCUUUGAAAUCUCGUCGGCCGUUACAGCCGCCAAGUUGCCAAGUGCAGAGCGUGGUAAGGUCGCCGAAAAUUUCUCGGUCGCGUCAGAGAUAAAGAAAGGCAUGCCGAGAUGACGGAGUUUGUUGACGGCUGGUUUCUGGGACAUACCCUGGGCGAAGGGGCUUAUGGCGAGGUAAAAUUAGUUGUAAAUAGAUCUACUGGUGAAGCUGUUGCUAUGAAAAUGAUUGACGUAGAAAAACAUCCAGAUGCUAGACAGACAGUGCGCAAAGAGGCUGCUAUUCAUCGUAUGUUAUCGAAUCCUAAUAUUAUACAGUACUUUGGAAAACGGAGUGAGCCCAACAUGGAAUAUAUAUUUUUGGAAUACGCUUCAGGUGGAGAGUUAUUUGACAGAAUUGAACCUGAUGUUGGUAUGCCAAUAUGGGCUGCUCAAAAAUAUUUUAAACAAUUAAUUUCUGGUGUAGAGUAUUUACAUAGUCGAGGAGUUGCACACAGAGAUCUCAAGCCAGAGAACUUACUGUUAGAUAAUAAUGACAAUUUAAAGAUAAGUGAUUUUGGAUUAGCAACACUAUACCGUUUGCAGAAUAAAGAACGUUUGUUGGAAAAAAAGUGUGGGACGUUACCUUAUGUUGCGCCAGAGGUGUUGGAGAGACCUUACUGCGCAGAACCUGCAGAUAUAUGGUCUUGUGGAAUUAUUCUUAUAGCUCUUUUAGCUGGAGAACUGCCAUGGGAUCAACCCUUGGCAGAGUGCCAUGAAUAUACCGCGUGGAAAAACGGAAAAUAUAUGUCUCUUACACCAUGGAAAAAAUUGGACAAUUUAUCGUUGUCGUUACUAAAAAAGAUUCUUGUGGAUUCGUCAACGGCAAGAUACAAAAUGUCGGAUAUUAAGCAACACAGGUGGUUUGCUACAAAAAUGUCAAUAGACGAGGUGGAUGGACCAAAUCACUUGAAUCAGACGAAUGUAGAAGAUGAAAAUCUUAGAAACGUUUGUCUGUCGCAACCUGAGUUUCUUGGAAUGGAAAGCAACAACGCGAUCCAAUUUAAUUUAGAUGAACGUCCACCAUUUUCAUUUUCUCAGCCCGCUCAUGUAGACGAUCUUUUAUGCACGCAAUUGCAAACACUCACACAACCCAGUCAGCAAAACUCUUUUCAAAGGCUAGUUCGUCGAAUGACCAGAUUCUUUGUUGAUAUAGAAUGCGAGAAUAUCGUGAAGAGGUUAAUAAAAUAUUGCGAGAAAGAAAAUUACACUUGUCGUGUUAAUGAAUUUGGCGUGGUCACAAUAUCGACGACAGAUCGGCGAAGGAUGCCACUCGUCUUGAAAGUGAAUUUGAUAGAAAUGAACAGAAAUAUAUUAGUAGAUUUCCGUUUGUCGAAAGGUUGUGGUUUGGAAUUCAAACGAACUUUCAUGAAAAUCCGAUAUGCGAUGGAGGACGUUAUAUUGAAAAGCUCUACAAUAUAUUCGAAGAAUUAAUAACUGUGACAAGAGAAGAAGUAAUAUUAUAGAUAUACACAUAAAAGUUUGUAUUUUCUAGAUUUUUUUAAAAUAAAGUUUUAAUAUUUUCCUACA
Molecule: messenger RNA, 1871 nt
Organism: Pseudomyrmex gracilis
Lineage: Eukaryota; Metazoa; Arthropoda; Insecta; Hymenoptera; Formicidae
Gene: grp
Product: serine/threonine-protein kinase grp
Exons: 8
Coding region: 417-1775 (452 amino acids)
Biological process (GO): protein phosphorylation; mitotic G2 DNA damage checkpoint signaling
Cellular component (GO): nucleus; site of double-strand break; cytoplasm
Molecular function (GO): ATP binding; protein kinase activity
Source: RefSeq, a predicted model, not a curated record